Messenger RNA from Pteronotus mesoamericanus, 1032 nucleotides. It is a transcript of the gene RAX, whose product is annotated as retina and anterior neural fold homeobox. Lineage: Eukaryota; Metazoa; Chordata; Mammalia; Chiroptera; Mormoopidae. The record is from RefSeq and is a predicted model, not a curated record. The transcript has 3 exons. Bases 1 to 1032 code for a protein of 343 amino acids. Gene Ontology annotation, biological process: positive regulation of transcription by RNA polymerase II. Gene Ontology annotation, molecular function: RNA polymerase II cis-regulatory region sequence-specific DNA binding; DNA-binding transcription factor activity, RNA polymerase II-specific.
AUGCACCUGCCCGGCUGCGCCUCCGCCAUGGCCGACGGCAGCUUCUCGCUCGCCGGCCACCUGCUCCGCAGCCCGGGAGGGAGUACCUCGCGGCUGCACAGCAUCGAAGCCAUCCUGGGUUUUACCAAGGAUGACGGGAUCCUCGGCUCUUUCCCGGCGGAGCCGGGCGUCCGGGGAGCCAAGGAGUGGGAAAGGAGGCCGGGUGCGCGGGCCGCCUGCCCCAAGGCGUCAGGCGGAGGAGCUGAGCCCUCCCCGCCGCCGGCCCCGGCGCCGGCUCCUGAGUACGAAGCCCCUCGCCCCUACUGCCCCAAGGAGACGGGGGAGGCGCGGCCGAGCCCAGGACUGCCUGUCGGACCUAUUGCCGGGGACGCUAAACUGUCGGAGGAGGAGCCACCCAAAAAGAAGCACCGGCGGAACCGCACGACCUUCACCACGUACCAGCUGCACGAGCUGGAGCGUGCGUUCGAGAAGUCCCACUACCCCGACGUGUACAGCCGCGAGGAGCUGGCGGGCAAGGUCAACUUACCUGAGGUCCGGGUCCAGGUGUGGUUCCAGAACCGACGGGCCAAGUGGCGGCGGCAGGAGAAGCUGGAGGUGUCGUCCAUGAAGCUGCAGGACUCGCCCCUCCUCUCCUUCAGCCGCUCUCCGCCCGCGACGACUCUGGCGCCCCUCGGGGCGGGCCCGGGCGGCGGUGGCGGACCGGCGGGGGGCGCCCUGCCGCUGGAGUCCUGGCUCGGGCCGCCGCUGCCGGGCGGCGGCGCCACGGCGCUGCAGAGCUUGCCGGGCUUCGGGCCGCCGGCGCAGAGCCUGCCCGCCAGCUACACGCCGCCGCCCUUCCUGAACUCGCCGCCUCUGGGCCCCGGCCUGCAGCCUCUUGCGCCGCCGCCGCCGCCCACCUACCCCUGCGGGCCCGGCUUUGGGGACAAGUUCCCGCUGGAUGAGGUGGACCCGCGCAACAGCAGCAUCGCGUCGCUGCGCCUGAAGGCCAAGGAGCACAUCCAGGCCAUCGGGAGGCCGUGGCAGGCCCUCUAG